AUGGGAUCGGACGAUAACAAGAAGCAAACUUGUAUUCCCCCCCCCCCCCCCCCCACCCCCACCCCCCACCCCUCUCUCUCUCUCUGCUUUCAAUUUCCACAGUUCUGGCUUUUCUUUGGAGGCUGUGGACGGUUGGGUCAGGGUUUUCAAGAAUUAGGAGGAAUUUCGGUUGUUUUGGAGGAAAAUUACUCUGCUGCUUCUUAUUGGAUUUUUUGGGGAAGGAAUACACUCUGGGCAGGGAAUAGUUAUGCUAUUCUCCAAUGCUUUAUCUUCUGUUGUGGAUCCUCUAUGUCUUCCGGCAAGCCAUUGUUGUCUACCUCUGAACCGUCAUCUGGGCCAGGACUUCACCAUCGCCUGCACUCAUCACUGACAAUCGGCUCGCUGGGACGUCUGUGUGACAACACAUCGAUCUCUUCAUCUGUUACUGAUGAGACGCAAGAUAACAAUUUGUACGAUCUGAAGGAAGAAUUGGAGGAAGACUUGAAGGAGGAAUUUGAAGAAGACGUUGCCCCAUUAGGAGGUGUUUUAGGGAACCUUCGAACCAGAAAGAAGUUCAAGUCAGUUGACCUUCAUGUGCAACUCUCCCUACGCGAGAGGAAACGCCUUGUGUCAUGGGGAGGUGUGACGGAUUCGCAGAACAUUUGGACUAUGCAUGACGUUUCUGGGGCUUCAUCUCGAACCAUUUCUUCUGGGGUCCAGGAUAAUUUGAACAAGUCCCAUAGGUCUGAGAGGUUCCUUCAGAUAAGCAUGCAGCUUAAAGAAAAUUUAGCACAUCAUGAUAACACUAGGUUGAUCCAUAUAAAUGAUCCUAAGAGGACUAAUGAUACGUCUGAGUUUUCUGGAAAUGAGAUACGGACCAGUAUUGCUGCUCUGAACCAACUUCCACCUCUUGCUGUCUUUGGGAGAACAGUAUCCCUUUUCCCUCUUCUGUUUGUGCUUACCGUGACAGCUGUAAAAGAUGGUUAUGAGGAUUGGCGAAGACACAGGUCGGACAAGAAUGAGAAUAACCGGGAAGCUCUGGUUCUUCAAUUCGGCGAAUUCCAUCCAAAAAGAUGGAAAAAGAUACAGUCCGGUGAGGUAGUGAAGAUCUGUUCUGAUGAGACAAUUCCUUGUGAUAUGGUAUUGCUGAGCACAAGUGAUCCUAGUGGAAUUGCCUAUAUCCAGACAAUGAAUUUGGAUGGCGAGUCAAACUUGAAGACUAGAUAUGCCAGGCAAGAAACUAAUAAAUUAGUUCUUGAUGGGACAAUAAUAUCCGGGGUUAUAACCUGUGAACAGCCAAACAGAAAUAUAUACGAGUUCACAGCCAACUUGGAGAUAAAUGGGCAGAGGUUUCCUCUCAGCCAAUCAAACAUUAUUUUGCGUGGUUGUCAGCUUAAAAACACAGAAUGGGCGGUUGGCGUAGUAGUUUAUGCUGGACAGGAGACAAAAGCUAUGCUGAACAGUGCAAUGUCACCUGCUAAACGAAGCAGACUGGAAACCUACAUGAACCGUGAGACAUUUUGGUUGUCAGUUUUUCUUUUAAUCAUGUGCCUUGUUGUAGCUAUUGGGAUGGGUUUAUGGUUAAAUAGCCACAAGAGUCAGCUUGAUACAUUGCCUUAUUACCGAAAAAUAUACUUUGAGAAGAAGUUUGGGAAAAAGUACAAAUAUUAUGGAAUUCCAAUGGAGACUUUUUUCUCUUUUUUGAGUUCUAUCAUCGUGUUUCAAAUAAUGAUUCCGAUAUCUCUUUAUAUCACCAUGGAGCUGGUUCGGUUGGGACAAUCAUAUUUCAUGAUUGGCGACAGGCAUAUGUAUGACAGUAGCUCCGAUUCAAGAUUUCAGUGCAGAUCCUUGAAUAUUAAUGAGGAUUUGGGACAAAUACGCUAUGUAUUUUCUGAUAAGACGGGCACACUAACAGAAAACAAAAUGGAAUUCAGAAAAGCAAGUGUCUGGGGAAAGAAAUAUGGUAGCACCCUCUCUCUGGAUGGAUCAGGUGACAAAAAUAUUGGAGUGGAAGCUGUCUUGGAGGGUAGAAGAAAAUGGAAGGUCAAAUCUGAAAUUACCCCUGAUACAGAACUCCACAAAUUGUUGCAUAAUGAUUUUUCAGGAGAAGAAAGGAUUGCUGCACACAAUUUUUUUCUGACACUCGCAGCAUGUAAUACUGUUAUUCCUAUUCCUUCUCAAUGUCCAUCUUCCAGUGACACUGACAGUACAUUUGGUACCAGUUAUGGAAUCAUUGAUUAUCAGGGUGAAUCUCCUGAUGAACUGGCAUUGGUUGCUGCAGCGUCUGCCUAUGGGUAUACCCUUUUCGAGCGGACAUCUGGGCAUAUUAUGGUUGAUGUCAAUGGUGAGAAAUCAAGGUUGGAUGUUAUGGGUCUGCAUGAGUUUGAUAGCGUGCGUAAAAGAAUGUCUGUUGUUGUCAGAUUUCCAAAUGAUACUGUAAAGGUAUUGGCGAAGGGGGCUGAUUCAUCUAUGUUCAGCAUUUUAAAGACGGACCAUCCUGAUGAUAAUCAUACAAAACAUGCUACACAGAGUCAUCUGAAUGAAUAUUCAUCUGAAGGUUUGCGUACCCUAGUUGUUGCUUCUAGGGACCUUUCAGGUGAAAAACUCGUGGAAUGGCAGUGUAUGUACAAAGAUGCAAGCACAUCCCUGACGGACAGAUCUAUAAAGUUGCGUCAGACAGCAGCUCUUAUAGAAUGUGACUUGACCCUGCUUGGGGCCACUGCAAUUGAGGAUAAGUUACAAGAGGGUGUUCCAGAAGCCAUUGAGUCCCUGCGGCAAGCCGGAAUAAAGGUGUGGGUUCUUACUGGAGAUAAACAAGAGACAGCCAUUUCUAUUGGUCUUUCCUGUAAACUCUUGACUGCAGAUAUGGAACAGAUUAUUAUAAAUGGAACUUCUGAGAGUGAAUGCAGAGAACUUCUUUGUGAUGCCAAGGCCAAAUAUUGUGUAAAAUCUGCAAAUAGCAGUGACCAGAUAUCAAAAUGGAGAAAGAAUACUGAAAAUGAUUACCUUGAGAUUCCUCUUGGCACAAAGUUAUCUAGUUUGCAACAGCAGCAUGCAGAACAGGAAGAAGGAGCUUCUUUUGGACCACUAGCACUUAUAAUUGAUGGGAAUAGUCUGGUUUACAUAUUAGAGAAAGAUCUAGAGUCUGAGCUAUUCGACCUCGCAACUUCGUGCAAAGUUGUGCUUUGUUGUCGUGUAGCGCCAUUGCAAAAGGCUGGAAUUGUUGACCUGAUCAAAUGUCGCAGUGAUGACAUGACACUAGCUAUUGGUGAUGGGGCUAAUGAUGUUUCCAUGAUCCAAAUGGCGGAUGUUGGUGUUGGAAUAUGUGGCCAAGAAGGGCGUCAAGCCGUAAUGGCUUCAGAUUUUGCAAUGGGACAGUUCAGAUUUUUGAAACGAUUGCUUUUGGUGCAUGGACAUUGGAAUUAUCAACGUAUUGGUUAUCUGGUUCUUUAUAACUUCUACCGUAAUGCUGUUUUCGUGCUGAUGCUUUUCUGGUACAUUCUGUUUACAGCUUUUUCAACGACUUCUGCACUGACAGACUGGAGCAGUGUUUUUUAUUCGGUUCUAUAUACGUCACUACCUACUAUCGUUGUCGGUAUUUUGGACAAGGACUUAAGUCACAAGACAUUAUUGAACUAUCCGAAACUCUAUGCUGCAGGGCAUCGACAGGAGAGCUAUAAUAUGCCCCUCUUCUGGAUCACUAUGCUUGACAUGCUUUGGCAGAGCCUUGUUCUCUUCUACAUACCCUUGUUUACGUAUAGGGAUAGCACCAUUGACAUAUGGAGUAUGGGCAGUUUGUGGACAAUUGCAGUUGUUAUCUUAGUCAAUAUGCAUUUGGCAAUGGACAUUCAACGCUGGGUUGUUAUUACUCACAUCUCAUUAUGGGGAUCAAUAAUUAUCACAUAUGGUUGCAUGAUGGUGCUUGAUUCUAUACCCGUGUUUCCUAAUUACGGUACAAUAUACCAUCUGGCGAAGUCACCAGCUUAUUGGCUCUCCAUUUUGUUAAUAAUAGUUGUAGGAUUGCUCCCUCGUUUUGUUUUCAAAGUUUUGCAACAAAUUUUCUGGCCUUCAGAUAUCCAAAUCGCCAGAGAAGCAGAAAUACUGAGAAAAAGACUGCGUUUUUUGGGUCAAAAGACAGAUCAGCUCCCCUCUGGUUUGUCCAUAUAUUGCUUCCCUCGGUCAUUCAGGCGUAGAAGUUAUUGUGCUUCAGGUUGUCUACAUUUGCCAGCAUAUGAACAAGACUCGAAAAAUACUUGGCUUGAUAGAAAAGUGAGAGGGUGGCCGACUCCAAUCUGUGUUGAUAAAAAGAGUUGUUCCUUGGAAGUGAUCUUUGAUGCUGCUCUACCUUGUAGUGGCAUGGCUCUUGAGGCACUCAAGGUCGAGCUGUCUUUGAAUUGA
Molecule: messenger RNA, 4377 nt
Organism: Fraxinus pennsylvanica
Lineage: Eukaryota; Viridiplantae; Streptophyta; Magnoliopsida; Lamiales; Oleaceae
Source: the annotation of a GenBank genome assembly